Molecule: messenger RNA, 228 nt
Organism: Chlorella variabilis
Lineage: Eukaryota; Viridiplantae; Chlorophyta; Trebouxiophyceae; Chlorellales; Chlorellaceae
Exons: 2
Coding region: 1-228 (75 amino acids)
Biological process (GO): carotene catabolic process
Molecular function (GO): carotenoid dioxygenase activity
Source: RefSeq, a predicted model, not a curated record
AUGUCCCCCGCCUGCCGGGCGGCUGCUUACAGUUCCACCGACAGGCAGCCAGCCGAGCGGGUGCCCACUCGCGUGACUGGGCGCCUGCCCGAGUGGCUGAAUGGGACCUACAUUCGCAACGGGCCGGGCGACCUGCAAGCCGUGGAGCACAUGUUCGACGGCUAUGGCAUGCUGUCGUCCUUUGAGUUUGACGGCAAGGCCAACACUGCCACCGGCUCUCACCGGUGA